AUUCCGCUGUGUUUUGGUUCCGAAUCGCGGAAUGACUUGGGAAUGGUGUCCGAAUGAACAAACGCAACCUUAGUUGCGGAUAAGUGGACCCUAACUUGCCUAAGGUCUAACAAAUGAAUCUUGUGCAAGCCGCGCGGCUACAAUCAUGUACGCAGACUAGGAUAAAAGAAAAUCUGAUUUUCGGAGUCUGCCGCGGCUAAUACAUAGUAAUAGCACUGGUGGUGUUAUAUUUUAGCAUAGCGGUUGGUCGUGUGAAUGCUCCACUCCAGCACGUAGACUACGUGCUUGUUAUAGAGGAUGUAGACUACGUGCAAGUGACGGCAGCUCAAGGAGUCGCACUGGCUACGUUGUACUUGUACUUGUAGUAUAGUGGGUGUACCAGAGUACCUUGACCUGGCUCCGAAAUAAUCAUUGUCGAGCCAUGGCUGAAAACAUCGACCGCGACGCAACCGUAGGUUCUGCGAGCGAGAGUCCACUGAGUCUGUUGCUACAGUUAGUGCUCUCUCCAAGCAAGUGGGAUGUCGUCACCAUUCUCCUAGUAGUGGUUGUCUACGUAGCAUACAGCUUGGUGACAUCGUCCAAGAUCGACAGGGAUGGCGGGUCACCUGCCGUGACGCUGUCGACGCUAUUGUCCAGUCCCGCAUGGAGCCUGUGGCGAAGCCCCUCAUUUGUGGCACUUGUGCGCGCAGUUUUCGUCGGCCACAGGAUAUUGCGAGGCACAAGUGUAACGCUGUUCGCGCGGCCCGCACGUGCUGACUCUCACCGUCCAGGAGCGACACUGACUCGCACUGCUAUCUGGUGCUCACGAGGUGUUGGUCGCGCUGCAAACGGAGCGUCUCUCAUUAGGCGAUUUGAUCGCAGGACGAGAGAGGAGCUGAUGGACGAUCUCUCCAAUGUUCCUCUUGGUUCGGAGCGGCACCGAGUGCUGACGUUGGGACUUGGAGUUCUAGCAUCCGUAGCUGCCUCAGGGGUGCCACUUCUCCCAUCAGCGUCGACUAGUCCGCCGUUCUAUUUAGCAUUGCUGCGUUCCUAUGCCACCGUGCCGGUCUCCGUUGGGCCAGUGUCUUGUCAUGCUGUGCUACAGUGCCGUGUCUAUCCCUGUAAGAACUGCACAGCACUGACAGCGCCUUUCAACGGCAAGGUGACCGGAACAGGUUUCACGCCCGGCACUGGUCUCUUCUUCGCCUGCAAUGCACCCUACGUACUACAGGGCAGCGCCGUGCGCUACUGCAACGUCUCCGGAACGUGGAGCGGCGUUCCUGCUACAUGCUCAAUCCCUGAUAUUCCCUGCAAGUACCACGAGUUCAAGUGCGGUGGCAGUGGUGGUUGCAUCUCGACCACCAAGGUCUGCGACGGUGUGUGGUAUGACUGCCCGGAUGGCUCCGACUAGAGCAACCGCACUAGCACACGCGGCACUGCAGCAUCAGCAGACUCCACCAAAUGGCUACAUCCAGGGAGCCAGCAUGACCAGCUGUGGCAGCCAGAUUGCGUUUGGCUGCUACCAGCCAUACGUUCUCCAGGGACCUGCCACCCGCACCUGCCAGCUGAGUGGCAAGUGGGAUGGUGUACCACCUGUCUGCACAUUGGUCUCGCCUUGCAAGAGUGGCUUCCAGCCAUGUCGUGAUGGUACCUGCCUGGCCUCAUCCAAGUUCUGCAAUGGCGUUUUCUUGAGUGUCCCGACAAGACAGACGAAUAUCAAUGCGGCACGAUUGGACCCGGUGUGUGCACACCGCUAGCUAAACCGACCAACGGCUACUCCCAGGGCACAAACUAUUCUGCUGGAGGCAGCGUCGUCUUCGGCUGAAAUUCCGGAUACAACCUGCAGGGAAGCAUUGUGCGCAUCUGCCAGAUUGACGGUUCCUGGAGUGGGGCAGCUGCCUCAUGUAAUCCCAUUCAACUGCAGUGCCAGUCUGGCUACCUGCCCUGCCUGCGUUCCAGUGGCUGUAUCCUGCCAUCACAGCGAUGCGACGGUGUUUGGUACGACUGUGCUGAUGGCUCUGAUGCACAGUACUGCCCAGGCAAGGUCACACCAUCUCCAGGUCAAACCGACUGCCAGGUCCUGUUACCACCGGCACUGGGCUCAAUGACCGUGAACGGCUUGAUGCUCAGCAACACGACCACGUUUGUGUGCACAUCUCCCUAUGUCCUUAUGGGCUUGGCCGUGCGUACUUGUGAAAUCAACGGCCAGUGGAGCGGUGUGCAGCCAACUUGCGUCCUGACGACUGCGGCUCUGAGUGCGGCCAGUGACGAGCUAGUCAAGGACUUUGUCUCAGAACGCAUGACACAAACGUGUUAGCUCCUGCUCCAUGCCCAUUGUUGGAGCGACAGUCCUGGAAUCCAGAGUUGCAAGUGAGGUGGUGAUACGGCAAGCAGACGGUGCCAAAGUAUGGCUUAAAAGCUCUACAUCUGGCAAGUGGCCGGUAUACCACCCAGUGCUGCCAAAUAAUUUUCGCCCAAAAUCGGACACCCUUCACCGACAAGGCUGGCCAGUGCCACAUGGUACGAAUUUUUCUCCUCGGCAAUUUUUUUACAGAGAAUUCAAAAUAUCGCCUAAAACACCAUGAAAAUUCGCUUUGUUGCCAUGGUAACCCCGGAGUCAUCAUGAAUUUUGUAAUGAUGAGUGUGGUCGCACACUGACUCUGUACAGACUGUCAGUGUACAUGCCAUCCAGCCUGAUCCAGGCAUGUUACUUUGCACUUCCACAGCCAAGCGCUAGCCUUUUUAGAAGCAAAUGUACAGUGAUUUGUGCCUUCACUUGCGCUGAAAAGUGAAAGUACAGGACUUCUGCAUAUGAAAGUAAUGAUCUCCGACAUUUUGGCUGUUUUUCGGACGUUUCCCUUUUCGGACCGGUUUUCGGAAGAGCCUUCGAAAAUCGGACGGUUUGGCAGCACUGACCAGCCCAAUGGACAUCGGAACAGUACACGUAGAGUAGCAUCUCUACGUGACAGGGUAUGAGCGCAAGCCAGUAUUGCCAAGCACUGGGGACGGACCUUUGGCAAUCUGAAAAAUGUUUUGUCCGAGAAUCGAUCCUUGGAUCUGUGGCGUUGCAGUUGUGGUGCUCCCGACCCUCUUGCGCGAUGGCCGCGGAGACUUGGCGAAAAGGUUCGAGACAUACGGCAUCUCGAUAUCUUCCACCACAAUCAGUACAUCAGCACCACCAUCGAGCGUAGCGACAUCAGCAAUAGAAGACGCACAUGAUAUCAUCCCCCCUUAGCGAAGACCCGGGAAUACCUGAGAAGAUCUUAGCCGCGACUUUACUGGAAAAGUCGUCAGUGACAACGGCACUCCAUAUUUUAGCUGCAUGCAGUUAGGUCUCUCAACAAGUGUACCCAAAGUUUUCAAGCUAAUACACAAGCAAAUUCACUAGGGUCCGAGUAUAUUUUCCUACACCUCUCCCUGUUUGUUGUUAUUUCUGCAUUCAAAUUGUUUGUGUACCUGUACAUUUAUUACAGUAGAGCCACGCAUCCACGGCUGUUGUUUCCAAGGGGUCAGGCUCGUCAUUUAUACAAAACCUUUCAGCAAUCUGGCCUUAGGCUUAGUUCCUUGACUUCUUGUACCACUUUCUUAGAUGCACAUCCCACUGGAUAGUGAGCAAUACGUGUGUAGCAGAAUCUGUAUUCCAGAAAAGCAGAGACUAGAGUCUAUUGACACUGCGUUUCUUUUUAAAACGUUAUUGGCUGUGGUGUUCCUAGAGGUAUACACGUACAUUCCUGGGUCACGGUCUGUGACGCCCGACUGUAUUCAUGGUGCAUCAACAAUUUUUAAUUUUGUGCACUCGUGAAAACCUGCCUGAGGCCGGCUGUGAGGCUGUAGAGUGUUGACUGUGUUUUGCUUAAAAAACCCAUCAGGUCCCCCCAGAUUUUCAAGUCUGGCCCUGAAUUUUGCCACUCUUCGGUUUCAAAAUCUAGUGAAAGCCUA
Molecule: messenger RNA, 3918 nt
Organism: Sycon ciliatum
Lineage: Eukaryota; Metazoa; Porifera; Calcarea; Leucosolenida; Sycettidae
Product: CUB and sushi domain-containing protein 2-like
Exons: 16
Coding region: 422-1390 (322 amino acids)
Molecular function (GO): protein binding
Source: RefSeq, a predicted model, not a curated record